AUGAUGGGUUGGCACAUAGCCCUUACGCGGACAGUUCAACACCAUUUAAUGACGAAGGAGCACAGAGACGCGAUGAACCUCUACCAUGAAGCCCGGGGUGCGAAGCGGCGUCAAAAUCAAGACAUUGCGAUUGAUGCCACAGUAACGGCAACGUUAUCAGCGUACACUAUAGCUAAGCAAGGCCUCCCCUUAACUUCACAAUUUCCUCUCAUGAUGCUUGCUGAGCCGGCGCAAGGGUUGGCACUGCUCAUUAUGAAGCCACCACCGCGAAGCUUAUGA
Molecule: messenger RNA, 279 nt
Organism: Strongylus vulgaris
Lineage: Eukaryota; Metazoa; Nematoda; Chromadorea; Rhabditida; Strongylidae
Source: the annotation of a GenBank genome assembly